This is a messenger RNA of Schistocerca nitens (vagrant locust), 2054 nucleotides long. RefSeq lists its product as uncharacterized. The transcript has 3 exons. The record is from RefSeq and is a predicted model, not a curated record. NCBI's taxonomy places the organism in Eukaryota, Metazoa, Arthropoda, Insecta, Orthoptera, Acrididae. The coding region runs from base 1467 to 2054 and encodes 195 amino acids.
UGUAAUAAUGACAUUCAUAUAAACAGAAAGAGAAAAAUAUUUUAUAUUAUCAUAAACCACGCGAGAUGCUUUAGAGUGUCUAUCAAGUUUCACUGCGAUACAAUAAUUACAGCCCAUACUGGACCUCUGUGAACAGGUGCAUUUUAAUUAUAACUACCCAGUACAUUGUAAAGAAAGACUGUUUCAUUUGUAAAUAACAAUCUCCAUCACUUUAAAAGAAAUAUUGAUGUGCAUGAUAACCACACCCAUGGCAGUGAUAACAUUGAUCGGACAAACCAGACACCAAAAAAAUGUCACGAGUGUGUGAGGCAUACAGCCGGCACACUCUAUAAUGAAUUACAUUGCUCAGACAAAAGUAAUAUGAAUUCCUUCAGGAAGGACAUUACUGAUAUAAUUGUCCAGCAAUGUAUGUAUUCUGUUGCUAAAUUUAUGGAAACCAUCAUUGUAACAAAAGGUUUACGCUCCCUCAACAAUCACUACAACUGGUAUCCCAUAUCACGAACAUGAUUUUAUCAAUAAAUAAAUGAAGGGCUUGGAGAGAUAUAGUCAUAAGCCACAACUUUCACGAAAUUGAGUUUUUCAUGUUGUGGCAUUCUUAACAAUGUCUUCUUCACAAUGUGUUGAAAAGGUUCCGUGUUAUUGCAACAGAUGGCAGGCUAUGACGGAGUGCAGUUCUAUGCUGUGCUAUCUGGUGGUAGUUUCAGAAGACACAUAGUCACAAGCCACAGCAUAAUGGCAGGUGGGUCAGGGAACAUCUGAAGCGUCUUCGGGUCUUCAACGCAUAUUUGACACAGACAGUAGUGAAAGUGAAGAGCUUUACCCUUUGGAUCCUGACAGUGAUGAAUCUUGGCAUCCAUCGACCAGCAGUUCCAGCUCAGAUGAUGUUUUGAUAAGUAUAUAAAAUGGGUUAUUUCUAGUGAUUAAUUUCCUGUGGCUUGUGACUUUGUUUCUCUCAACAUUGCCAACGUAUUUGACAGCCAUCCUGUGUGUUAAUGAUAAAACUUGAUGGGAACAUUUAUAUUACUGCUUAAUGGUGCAAUGAUGUAGUUUCAAAGGCAAAGGAUGUGUAAAAAAUAUUUUCUCAUUAAUAUGAUUUUAGCGAAAUUUAAUGUUUGGUGUGGCUUAUGACUAUAUCUCAUGCAAAUUCUUAGACUAUUUUGCUCUAUAUAUUAUAGCUUGAAAUAAGUAGAAUAAAUGAAGAAUCACCCGAAAAACCAAAGCCUUCAUGGAAAAGAAAGCGAAAUAUUGAUCAGUGGAAGAAAAAUAAAGCAAAACGUCAACGAAAUGCUGUCAGCAGUAUAAGUCUUUAAAAACCCACAAGACUGUUCAGGCUGCUAAUAUAGGAACUCCCUGUACUUGUUUAAAUAAAUGCUUCACGAAACUGCUUGGAGAGGAAGAAAACGUUUUUUCAUUCAUUUUGGGACAUAGGAAACUUUAAUGCCCAGAAUACGUACCUGGUGAGCUGCAUGAAAAUGGAACCAAAAAAGCGGAGCUAUCCAAAAACGACUUCCAAGAAAACGUCAUCCAGGGAUGUUACAUUUUCUUAUAAUGUGAGGAUAUGCAGUAUAGAAGUCAUGAUCUGCAAGGAAGCUUUCCUAACGGUUCAUGGCUUACAGAUACAUGCACGAAGAGUGAGGAAUUUGCAACAUCAAAUGAAGCAGGGAUUUGCAGUGCCAAAAGAAGAUGGAAGAGGAAAACAUGGAAACUACCCACAUAAAUUUCAAGACGAAGCUGUACAAAGUGUUAGAGAGUUUCUCAAUGCCAUACCAAAAUAUAACAGUCAUUACAGUAGGCAACAGAACCCCAAUAAAGUGUAUCUGGAUUGUGAUCUCACAAUUGCUUCCUUAUUUCAAGAUAAAUACUCAGAAUACUGCAAGGAAAAGCAGGUUCCUGCAGUAUCUGAAAGUAAAUUCAGAGAAAUUUUCGUAUCUGAAUUUAACAUAGGCUUCAAACUACCAAAAAGUGACACCUGUUCAAAAUGUGAUGGAUUUCUAAUUGCAAUAAAUAACCCAGAAUUAUGUGCAGAAGAAGUCACAGAAAAGAAACUACAAUAA